This is a messenger RNA of Sipha flava (yellow sugarcane aphid), 3728 nucleotides long. RefSeq names its product alpha-2Da adrenergic receptor (gene Octalpha2R). Bases 1060 to 2772 code for a protein of 570 amino acids. The transcript has 3 exons. Gene Ontology annotation, cellular component: membrane. The record is from RefSeq and is a predicted model, not a curated record. Gene Ontology annotation, molecular function: G protein-coupled amine receptor activity. NCBI's taxonomy places the organism in Eukaryota, Metazoa, Arthropoda, Insecta, Hemiptera, Aphididae. Gene Ontology annotation, biological process: adenylate cyclase-activating adrenergic receptor signaling pathway.
CUCUGAACUCGCGCGCACGCACCAGCGCGCCACGGACUUUGCGCUUAAGCGCGUACGGUAUACAGUGUCAGUCCGCGUUCAGCCGAACAUCCGCGUGGUCUUGUGCGCUUCGCCCAUUGGUGCCGUACGUGUACGUCGCUUCCGAACCACGAGUCACCGAGUACACGCGCGUUCUGUUCCGCGAGCUCUCUGUCCAUCUCCUCUCGACGCGCCGAUCGGCAUUGCCGUUCCUGACCCAGUCAUCCUUCUUCUCCUCCUUCUCUUCAUCCUCCAUUCGGGACAAACGUCUUGUGCCACGUCAUCGUGCCGUCGUGUUUUGAUGUUUUCCGUGUUCCGCGUGUGCCGUACCGAUCCGCUGUGAGACGGCGCAUGACGAUGUCCACGAUCCGUCCCGCGUCCGCGUGAUACGCUCUUUCCCGUCGCAGCGCGCGAGACCAGCGGAGCGGCCCACGAGCGUCGCGUACGCGUGAAACUGUGAUGCCGGCCACCCACCGCCGUGGUCGUGGUGGCCACCGCGGUCCGGUGCGGUACCACCGUCGCAGUCCGGCAGCAACGGCACGGUCAGCGACGACCGGAGUAGCGACGGCAUCAGCUGCGUGCGGGAACAGCGACGCGACGAGCCCAUUCGGCGGGUGAUUCAAGCACGAGCGCGCGUACCAUCACCAAGCGUACACGCAUAUCGCAAACAAUACGCGUGCACCGAGGUCGCUCGGAAGACGAGACAGGUUGGUUACCGACGCGGAUCAUCAAUAUCUUAUCGUGGUAACCGUCCGGACUCGGAACGCACACGCACGCACGCGCCCACGUACACGUACGCACACGUACGCACUGCGCGCCGGCACACACGCGGGUCAUGAGUUUUGUCUGGUGGAAGGACUUCCGGAGAAAGCGACCACCGCCAGGCCGGCGGACGUGGAGGAGCUUCGACUGUUGGCGACAACAGCCCAUUGCUUGCGUCGUCCACGUGGUCCAUCAUCGACUAUUCGCGUCACUGGUGGCCGUCACUUAGAGUCCGCUCGACCGUCUCCCCCUUCCCGUCCGAUUGCCACCACCGUGAAAAUGGAACAGCUGGACAUGGCCGAGAACCUGUCCAACCUGUCGGGCAUGGUGUUCAAAAUCGACCAGAACGAGUUCGGACUGCUGGUCGACCAGAACAGUACCAGUUACCUGAACGAUACCAACGGCACAAUGGACCCCAACCGAACGUACUACAUUUUCGAGUCCGUGUACCCUUCCACGUACUCGAUACCGGAGAUAGUGAUCGCCUCCGUGGUGGUCAUCAUGCUCAUGAUCAUCGUGGUGGUGGGCAACAUGUUGGUCAUCAUAGCCAUCGUGACCGAGAAGGCGCUGAAGAACGUUCAGAACUGGUUCAUAGCCAGCCUGGCCGUGGCCGACUUCUUCCUGGGCAUAAUUGUCAUGCCGUUCUCGUUGGCCAACGAGCUAAUGGGCUACUGGAUAUUCGGCGACUGGUGGUGUGACAUACACGCGGCCCUGGACGUACUCCUGUGCACCGCGUCCAUCAUGAACCUGUGCCUGAUAGCCCUGGACCGGUACUGGUCUAUCACGCAGGCCGUCGCGUACCUGAAGAAACGGACGCCGUCACGUGCCAUCGUUAUGAUCGGUUUCGUGUGGAUAUUCAGCGGCGUCAUAUGCAUACCGCCGUUGCUCGGCUGGAAGGUCAAGAGAGUGCCGGAACGAUAUCCGAAAUGUGAGCUGAGCAAGGACUUGGGCUACCGGAUAUACUCGGCGCUCGGAUCGUUCUACAUACCGUCGUGCAUCAUGGUGUUCGUGUACAUCCGGAUAUACUUCGCGGCCAAGGCGCGGGCGCGGCGGGGCAUCCGGAAACCACCGUCCAAACCCAAGAACCAGAAAGGUGUGGCGGUCAAGGCAUCCAAAGGCCUGCGCAGCCCGUCGUCCGCCGUGUCGCAGACGACCAGCUUCAUCACACGGCCACCGCCGUUGACGACCGCCGGUGGCCAUGCACCAUGCGGCGGGUCCCGUUCGCCACCGGCCACGCCGGUGAGCACCACGUUGCCGGUGAUCGCGUGCGACUACGCGAGCGACGCGAGCACCAGCGAUGUGAGUAAGGACGGUGACAAGGACACGCUCAAAGUGUUCACCACGCAGGGCAGCCGCCGGCUGACGGUCAACGGGGACCUGGGACCGGGCGGCCGGUGUCGGGCAUCUAGCGUGGCCGUAGACGCGGACAUGGUCAGCGAGCUAGAGCCCUCGUCAUCGGACUCGGGCAACGUGCAGAAGUGCGGCGUGGUGAAGCCGGUCAAGGCGCGGUUGUGCAAACCGAUAUUCGGCAACCGGAAGUCGGCCAAGGCGGCCGCGUCGGCCAAAGCCAAGCGCGACAUACUGGAUACGGGCAAGGUGUCCAUGAUGAGCCGCGGCGGUGGUGACUUUGGUGACGCACACCCAGCGGUCACAUCACCGUCGGGCGUGAGCGGGGCUGGCAUUGCGGCCGCGGCGUGCCAGCCGCGUCCCAAGCCGCGGGACCCCGAACGGGAGAAGCGGCGAAUCGCGCGCAAAAAGGAAAAACGGGCCACGCUCAUCCUGGGCCUGAUCAUGGGCUCGUUCAUUGCAUGCUGGCUGCCGUUCUUCUUCAUGUACAUACUCACGCCACUGUGCUCCGUGUGCUACAUACCACCGCAGGCGUUCACCAUAGCCUUCUGGUUGGGCUAUAUGAACUCGGCCAUCAACCCGGUCAUCUACACGAUAUUCAACAAGGACUUCCGGCGCAGCUUCCGGCGUGUGCUGUUCAAGUAGUGACCAUCAUCAUCAUUAUCAUCAUUGUCCUUAUUCGCAUCAACAUCCGUCGCCGAAUCGCAUCUUCCCGACAUCGCAGCGCGAUCAAAAUCAUUUUUUCGUUCUAUUGAUCUUCCUAUGUUUUCUUUUUAGAUUUGUCUUCUUUGACAUAUAAAAUUACUAUAACUAUUAUAAAAAAAUGCUACUACUUGUUAUUCGUCAUCAUUUACUUAUAGCAAUAAUCGUCAUCGGCAUUUUAUGUAACUAUUGUUAUUAUCAUCAUCUUAAACGUCAUCAUCAUAGUAACUAUAAUAUUAUUGAUGUUGUUAUUAUUAUUAUUUAUCAUCGUGCGCUUACCUGCAGGAGCGAAAAACUCUCAUCGUAAGCGUUCAGUUAAUUUAUCAUUUCACCCCCUGGGUUAGAGACAUACUUAUAUACCCAACGAAUUUCGAAUAUAAAAAUAAGUGCAAAUUAGUAAACUUUUCUGAAAUUUAACCAUCGGAGUUCCAAAAAAAAUAUUAAAAACUAAAUUUUUAACAUAUUCGCUACACUUGACAUUUCAACAACUCACCGCCGCAGGCAAAUUGAUCAACCAAUCCUUACACACGUACGCGCAAACACACACACACACACACGGAUUUGUAGUUAUACGUGUAAAACGUAGAUGGUAAUCAACAUCGUAUAAAGUUACUAACAUAUUACGCAAAUUCUUUUCCUUUUUAAAAUUUAAAAUCUGGAUUACGCUUGUGAAAAUCUAUUUAAAACAGUUUACUAACAAGAUUCUCAACGAAAAUAAUAUUCAGAUGGUAAUUUUGCAUAUAAUAUGUAACAUAGAUAUUAUAUUAUAUCUGAUUUCAGGGAUCAACAAUUUUACCAUGAAAGUGAUUUUUCAAUUAUUAUUAUAUAGUUGUUAGAUCCAAUUGAAAUUUUUAAAUACAUUCACCAAAAUUAUUUAAAAGUUACGAUCGAAAUUUGGU